UCACAUACUACAUACAAAAGCUCAGAGUUCAGUUCCAGGUAAAAACACUAACGUUGUGGCAGCUUAUUCCCAGAGGAGGAAAUGUGGAAAAGGGCGGCGCUUUCAAUCAAUUUUCUGAUGAGAUGUACCUCUCUUCAUAAUUCUCUCUACACUGUUCUUCCCCACUCUUCCUUUCUCCGUACAACUAGCUACCGUAGUGCUGUACCCAAGGCUUUUGUCCAAGGACCUCCUUUUGGGCCACUCCUUCGAGUUUCGUCCAUUUCAUGCCAUCAAGGCUUCCACAGUGGCCUGAUUUUGGAGAUAGCUAAUCAUGAUGCAGAUACCGCAAGGAAAUCUGAGAGUAAUGUUACCUCCAAGGAUGCUUCUACUAAGGUAAAGAGGAAAAAACUAAAGGGAAAGAGAGCAGUUGUAAGGUGGCUAAAGCACUUCAGAUGGAAGAAGAAGAAGGAGCAUCAGAGAAUGACCGUUGAAGAGAAGAUGUUAUACAAGCUGAACAAGGCUCGCAAGAAAGAAGAAAGACUUGUUGAAGCACUGAAGAAGUUAGAGCCGAAAGAGUGGUCGGAGGCAAUUCAUGACCCUGAGGUACUGACGCCAGAAGAGCAUUUUUACUUUUUGAAGAUGGGCCUCAAGUGCAAGAAUUAUGUCCCUGUAGGAAGAAGAGGGAUAUACCAAGGUGUAAUCCUUAACAUGCAUUUGCAUUGGAAGAAACACCAAACACUACAAGUAGUUGUAAAGACAUUUACUCCUCAAGAAGUGAAGGAGAUAGCUUCUGAACUAGCAAGGUUGACUGGUGGAAUUGUACUUGAUAUUCAUGAGGAGAACACAAUAAUCAUGUACAGGGGAAAGAACUACUCACAACCACCAACAGAGAUAAUGUCACCACGUGUCACCCUUCCUAGGAAAAAGGCAUUGGAUAAAUCUCAAUAUAGGGAUGCCUUGCGAGCUGUUAGAAGAUAUAUUCCGAGGCUUGAGCAGGAACUUGACCUGCUCCGAGCACAGGCUCGAAACAAAGAGGAUCAUGUUUCUGAGCAAGCUGAAAAUGCCACCACGGUAUUACCUGAUAGCAAUGAUAUUUGCUGUGCUGCCUUACCAAGCUCGAAGUCUGUCCCUUCAGAUAAGCUAAGGGAAUUGAUGGAUCAAUAUGAUAAAACUGUAAAGGACGACGAUCCUCUUACAGAUGCGAGCAUGAACUCAGAUUCAGAAGAUUUAUCUGAUAUGUUUGAGACAGAUUCAGAUAGUGAGGAAAAUGUCGAACAUCCUUUAUACUUAAACGAGUUCAAUAAAUUUCCAGCAAAGAAUGCGGAUCCAGAAUGUUUUGCAGAAGAUCUACGUCAGAUUUCAUUAGACUCGAAUAAGGCUGAGCUGUCGAGUGAGGGUGCUGACCUAGCAGAUUUUGAUGAGGUUGACCAAAUCUUUCUGCGAGCAGCUGAACUUUUGAAGAAGAAGAGACGAUGAAGGUGUGAUGAUUGGAUAUUGAAGGCGUAGUUGGCAAAGAUUCACUUCUUAUGGUGUACCAACACCUGACAUCGAGAGUCUGGGAAUCCUGAUGUGCAUAUAGUGAUACAGGUGCUAAAUUGAUUGUCGAACUGGUGGAAUUUUUUCAGCAGAUGAAGGAUUCAAACUUGUCCUUCAGUGCAAUGCCCUACAACGAGACGAUGACUUAGUUCGUUUUGGAGCAAGUACAUAAGGUUUCCGCAGUUAUUAUAGAUCUGAAGUGCUAAAAUCUUGCACCAGAUCUAUGUACCAUAAGCAUUGGAGAAGAUAUUACGAAGCAACUCUCAACAUCGAUGGCGUGCGAAGCAUUCUUGCUAAGAUGGUGAAGGUUGAGUGAGGUCAGAGGUGUCUAGACCUUGCUAACAUUUAUGUGACGACCACGGACAAACAUGUACCUAAUCUGGGGCAAAGCUCUCUUGUAGAAGCUGAAAAGAGCACUGUCAACGAUUGGUUGCAAUCAUGUGCUCUUUGUAUCUUCGACAUAUUUAUAUUAGGGCAUGUUGAAGAGGCUCAGCAAGUCAUAGAUAGAGCUGCCAUUUGGGUCAAUGGGCUGGGUUCGUGUUUGGUUCCGUGUUCAGCUUACGUUCUUUUUAGAUGAUAUUACUCCGCUGUGCCUAGUCAUAAAGGUAAUGAGUUAGAAUUUUGUGGGUAACUCUAGUUAUUCAUGAAUGAUGAUGAUGGAAUUUGGGGGUUUUAAGUUUUAAUGCUCCUAUUUAGCCUCAUGAACUUCAGAUAGACGGUAAUUUUGGUGAUGAGUUUCUGGGUGAUUUGCUCUCAUUUCUGGGUGAUUUGCUCUCAUUUCGUUACACUACUAACUACAGAUUAUUAUACCACUAGACAAAAUAGCCAAUCUAUAAGGACUGAUGAUUGGAACCGAAAGUGUUCGAUCUGUAUUGGUCCUUGAUAUACCAAGGGCCUGUUUUCCCCAACUUAUGUUCAAUUCAGUUCAGUUCAAUUUAAUUCAGUUCAAUUCAGUUUAA
Beta vulgaris subsp. vulgaris (sugar beet) is the source of this 2474-nucleotide messenger RNA. RefSeq lists its product as hypothetical. Lineage: Eukaryota; Viridiplantae; Streptophyta; Magnoliopsida; Caryophyllales; Amaranthaceae. The transcript is spliced from 5 exons. The coding region runs from base 82 to 1455 and encodes 457 amino acids. The record is from RefSeq and is a predicted model, not a curated record. Gene Ontology annotation, molecular function: RNA binding.